Epithele typhae is the source of this 1299-nucleotide messenger RNA. RefSeq lists its product as uncharacterized. The record is from RefSeq and is a predicted model, not a curated record. The transcript is spliced from 4 exons. Lineage: Eukaryota; Fungi; Basidiomycota; Agaricomycetes; Polyporales; Epitheliaceae. The coding region runs from base 1 to 1299 and encodes 432 amino acids.
AUGGAGAAGCACUUUGAGCGGCCAACAUUAUCCAUCCCCUCAAGACCCUCCCUCCCAACUUCUUCGUCCGACUUUGCUCUUCCUUCGUCUCCGUCCUCCGCCCUCGCCACUUCUUCUACAGACGAUCUGAGCCCAUUUUUAUUGCGUCUUCGCCGGCCAAGCAACCUGAGAUCCCGCGGUAGCGACGGCUCACCGCCUGACCACCGCCUCCACAGUCCCCUCAUCUCUUCUUUCACCCGCCGCUACAGCCAGGGUGGCAGUGGCCUGGGCGAAGACUCCGAAAGCGACCGCGACAAGAUGUCCACGGACGGCGAGUCCGGCCACGCGACGCCCCUUCUGCCGGGCCCGGUGAUAGACACCGAUAGCGACACGAGCAUGAAGACGAGCCGUCCGCGCACGCCUCCCCGGCUGACUUCGGCCUCGAGCUCCAGUUCGGGGAAUGAGGACCAGCCCACGCGGGCGCACAAUCGCAGGCUGUCACACCCCGUCCGGGUCCCGCGCAUACUGGCGCUCGUACAGGAGUCGCACUUGCAGGACAACGAGGCCAAGUCGGAGGCCCAGUUCCAGCGUAUCCUCGCCUCCCUGAGCGACCUGCCGAGCCACCCUCGUACCCCACGAGCGCCGUCUGAUCGUGGGCGGUACCCCGAGGAGGCAGUUGGCGACGAUGCACAUCGCGAGUCCUCCCCGAGCGACGACGAAGACGAGGUGGACGAAUCGGCGCCGGCGUUUUCUUACAGCGAGUCUGUGGUCGCUACGAAGCCGGUCACCCCUGCGCAUAGCGUAAACGGCGACGAACUGUCCAUGCUCGACAGCCCGAUUGGAGUCGCGAUGGACGUUGAUAUGCCGUCCUCGGUCCUCUCCUCUCCCGUGGUGUCCUCAUGGCGGUACACGCCCCCUCCCACGACAAGUGCCGUGCGGAACAACAAAAGGAAACUUGAUGACCGUUACGACCCCUACCCCACCUCUGCGAAGCGGCGCGCCGUCUCUCCCUCCAUCUCCCACCUUCGCGAAGCCUUCAACGGACGGCACUCCGGCGCGCCCCGACUGUCGAUGCCGAUCCCCAUCCCCAUCCAAAACGGGAUGCACUCCGGUUCUUCCUCGCCUAUCGUCCCGGGCUCGAGCUCGUACUGGUCAGCUCGCCAGAGCUUCGGGUCGGCGAGCGUGCUGUCGAGCCCAACGCUCCGCGCGCAAAUCGGGCUCGCAAGCCCUGUGCUGCGCCCCAUGACACGGGCGCGGCGAGAGGGCGAGCGGGAGGUCGACAGCACGGAGGAGGGCGUCAACGGGCUGAGCAUCGCAUGA